GUUCAUGAACAAGAAGGGUAUAGAAUAUGUGGGAGGAGAGAUACAUGUUAUUAGGGGAAUCGAUCCCGACAUGUGGUCAUACUUUGAAGCGGUGGGAAUUGUUACAGAAUUCAAGUAUGAUGGAGAAUUCAAGCUUUGGUGGAAGGGUUCGAAACAAAAGGCAAUGAACAACCUUAGACCACUGACAGAUGACAGAGAAGCCAUUUUGUUGUCUAACUAUGCAGAGGCAAAUAAGGAGGAAGUUGAAAUUUAUGUUCAACAUGGGCAACCCAGUCAGGCAGAGGAAAUUAGUUUUCUUACAUUUGGUGAGGAGGCAGAGGAAAUAAGAGCAGAGGAGAUGGAGGAACAAGUUGUUAUGGAUGAAGAAAAUAUUGGUGGGGUGGAGGGAAAUGUUGAAGUAGAAGACUUGGUACUAGAUGACGAAGAGGAAGAGGGGAAUGUUGAGGGAGAAAUGGUGGAAGAGCAAGAUGAAGAGCAAGAUGAAGAGCAAGAUGAAGAGAAAGAUGAAGAGCAAGGUGAAGUGCAAGGUGAAGAAGGCAAUGUUGUUGAGGGCGAAGGGAUGGAAAAUGUUGAUGACAGUGAGGAGGAGAGAAUGGCAAAUGAUGAUGAUGGGUUUGGGAUGGACAAUGUGACGGUGGAGGAAGAGAGAAGAAAUAUUAAUCCAGUUUUGGAUAGGUGGAAGAAAAUGAAAAAGAAAAAGAAAAGUGUUAGGAAGAGAUUUCAAGAUAGUGAGGCGGCAUUUGUCAUUAACGAAGAGGUUGGACAACAUGAGAUAAAUGAAGAUUAUGAUACAUAGGACUUGUCCUCAAAUGUAGAUAGUAAUGAGGAUGUGAUGGAGAAAAAAAGGCACUUUCCAAGGUAUAAAGCAGAAGAUAUGAGUAGGGGAUUCAAUUUUAGAUUGGGAAUGGAGUUUAAGUCUUUGAAGGAUUUUAAGAGUGCCCUACAGGAGAAUAGCGUGUUGAAUGGAAAAGAAGUGAAGUUUGUCAAGAAUGAUUUGAAGAGAGUAAGGGCAGUUUGUAAGAAAGGGUGUGGUUUUCUUAUUAUGGCUAGCAAGGUAGGAAGUAGCCAAACCUUUAGAGUCAAAACUCUAGUUGGGCACAAUUGUGGA
Molecule: messenger RNA, 1108 nt
Organism: Vigna radiata var. radiata (mung bean)
Lineage: Eukaryota; Viridiplantae; Streptophyta; Magnoliopsida; Fabales; Fabaceae
Product: X-linked retinitis pigmentosa GTPase regulator-interacting protein 1-like
Exons: 2
Coding region: 5-796 (263 amino acids)
Source: RefSeq, a predicted model, not a curated record